This is a messenger RNA of Ordospora pajunii, 1254 nucleotides long. RefSeq names its product histone deacetylase. NCBI's taxonomy places the organism in Eukaryota, Fungi, Microsporidia, Ordosporidae. Bases 1 to 1254 code for a protein of 417 amino acids. The record is from RefSeq and is a predicted model, not a curated record. The transcript has a single exon. Gene Ontology annotation, cellular component: nucleus. Gene Ontology annotation, molecular function: histone deacetylase activity.
AUGAGUAACAAAAGGGCGGUGUAUUUUUACGAUCCUGAGAUAGGGAAUUUCAACUAUGCGAUGGGGCAUCCGAUGAAGCCUCUGCGUGUGAAGAUGACCCACUCGCUGCUUGUUGGAUAUGAACUGUAUAAGCACAUGGAUAUUUUGAGGCCUUUCCAUGCGUCAUAUGAAAACCUGACGAGCUUCCAUUCGAUAGAUUACAUAAAUUUCCUUUCGAGUGUUUCUGGGGAGAACAUGGGAGAGAUGCUGAAGGACCUACAUAAGUUUAACAUACGGGACGACUGCCCUGUGUUUCCAGGGCUAUACGACUAUUGUAAGCUGACUGCAGGGGGAAGUAUAUAUGCUGCCCAGAAGAUCAAUUCAGGAAGAUAUGACAUUGCAAUAAACUGGGCAGGUGGACUACAUCAUGCAAAAAGAAGCGAGGCAUCUGGGUUUUGCUAUGUAAAUGACAUAGUGCUUGCGAUUCUUGAACUUUUGAAGUACAACAAAAGGAUAUUGUACAUAGACAUAGACAUUCACCAUGGAGACGGCGUUGAGGAGGCGUUCUAUACGACGGACAGGGUGAUGACUGUUUCGUUUCACAAGUAUGGAGAUUAUUUUCCUGGAACAGGCAUGGUAUCGGAUGUUGGGAUAGCAAGGGGAAGGGGAUAUUCUGUGAACGUGCCGUUAAAGGAUGGGAUUGAUGACGAAACGUAUUUUAGUGUUUUCAAGCCAGUCAUCAGCAAAGUGAUUGAGGUAUACCAACCAAAUGCAAUUGUGCUGCAAUCAGGAGCAGAUUCAUUGUCAGGAGAUAAGCUUGGCUGCUUUAAUUUAUCGCACAUUGGGCACUCAAGAUGUAUAAAGUUUGUACAGAGCUUCAACAUUCCGCUUAUCCUGCUUGGAGGAGGGGGAUACACUAUUGGAAAUGUUUCGAAGGCAUGGGCAUAUGAUACAAGCAUGCUGUUGGAUGUUGAGAUCCCGCAAGAGAUUCCAUACAACGAGUACUUCUAUUACUAUGCACCCACAUAUAAAAUUGAUGUUCCUACCUCGAACAUGGUGAAUCAAAACACAAGAGAGGGCCUGGAAAGUAUUGUGAAAAAGGUAUAUGAAAGCCUUAGAAGUAUUAAUCAUGCGCCUUCUGUGCAAAUGGCAAGUAUUCCACCAGAGUUUAUUAGUGAUGCAGCUGAUGAGGAUGCGCUCAACAAAAACAGUUAUGAAAAUGAUACGCUGGAUUACACUAAUUUUUCUAGUGUAAGAAAUGAUGAUACGGAUUGA